AUGGUACAGCCGCCUAGGAAAACGCGUCAAGUGCUGUCGCUGGUGCAGCGGCUGGUGGCAGAGCUGCUGCAUCGUACGCCGCCGCCGCCGCCGCCGGUCGGGGUAGUGGUGGUAGUGGUGGUAGUGGUGGUAGUGGUGUGCCCCCGGGCCCGAGGGCGGCGCCAUCGCCCGGUUACAGUCGUCACAGUCGCCACGGACGCCUUUCGGUCGCCGCCUUCAAGAACGCCUACUGGUUUCAGCACUGGCCCCGCCGGGGGCUCCGUGGCGGCGUAUGCAGCUUCCACGGGAGCGCCGUCACUGCGACUGUCGGAUAUUGGAGGGGAUGGGGGUCGCCGUAGACUGACGCAGCGGGCGGUGGUGGCGGGGGACGGCGGCGGUGACGCCGCCGCUGUCGUCGCUGGCGGCGCGGCCGUACACACCGGGCCCCCCCGCUCUUGGAGCAUGGCGACAAGCGCUCCCCGCACAGGCCGACUUCCCGCUAGAACAGUGCUCGUCCAUACGAUCUUGUGCGGCGUUGAAGGGGGCGACGGCGGCGCCGGCGGCGCUGGCGGGGCUUCCAGGAAGCGGUCAGUGGCGGCGCUGUUGUCUGUUCGUACCUGCGACCGCAGCGCCCGCGAUACCGGUCACGGCGCAAGCGACGGCGUAUCGGCUCGAAGCAGCGACAGAGGCGGUGGCGGCGGCGGUCGCCGCUCUGGAGUAUCUUCCGGCGGCUCCGGUGGUCGCUCCCCGGGAUUGAACCUGCGGCGGAGGCGGAGGCGGCGGCUGCGCUCGACGCCACCGCCGCAGCUGCCGAUAAGCCAGCUCCCAGCUCGUUCGGCUCCAGUCCUGCCAUUGCCGCCUAAGCUGCCAACCGUCUACAACGCCAGCGGGGCGGCGAAGGAGCCCUUGGCGCCGUCUGGUAUCACACUGGCGGAUCUCACGGCGCCGCUCGGGAUCGAUCUGGGAACCUUGGGUGCUAUUCCCAUCCCGAUGCUGCCGAUGCCGCCGGGCGGUGGGGAGGUGCCAGGCAGCGGGAAGCCAGCACCAAAUCAGAAGGGCGGUGGCGGCGGCGGUGGCGGCGGCGGGACUGCGUUGAUUGUUUCCGGGCCGUCGGGUGCGCUUCCGCUGCCCAUGCCGAUCCAGACGCCGUCCAGUAAAGUGCCUACAAGGACGGCGGCCGGUGGCGGCGGCGGCGCCGGGUCGCCGUCGACCGUGAAUGUGGCGGUUUCGGCGCCGAAUCUCAAGUUGGACAUCAUCAUUCCGACAGAGCUCGGCGGCGGCGGCGGCAGCAGCAGUGGCGGCGGCGGCGGCGGCGGCGGUCGCAGUAGCGCUGGCCGGCCUGGCAAGCAACCUAGCAAGAAGCCCAUCACUGCCUCCCCCGCCGCUGGCUCCGGCUCCGGAACCGCCGCAAAGCCGGAGGCCUCCCCUGAGGAUCUCAAGCUCGCGGACCUGCUGGGCCCUACUGCCGGUAUGGGCUAA
Molecule: messenger RNA, 1458 nt
Organism: Volvox carteri f. nagariensis
Lineage: Eukaryota; Viridiplantae; Chlorophyta; Chlorophyceae; Chlamydomonadales; Volvocaceae
Exons: 6
Coding region: 1-1458 (485 amino acids)
Source: RefSeq, a predicted model, not a curated record